Messenger RNA from Apodemus sylvaticus (European woodmouse), 4031 nucleotides. RefSeq names its product microtubule associated protein RP/EB family member 2 (gene Mapre2). Bases 129 to 1109 code for a protein of 326 amino acids. Gene Ontology annotation, cellular component: microtubule organizing center; spindle midzone; microtubule plus-end. The transcript is spliced from 7 exons. Gene Ontology annotation, molecular function: microtubule plus-end binding. Gene Ontology annotation, biological process: regulation of microtubule polymerization or depolymerization; protein localization to microtubule plus-end; spindle assembly. Lineage: Eukaryota; Metazoa; Chordata; Mammalia; Rodentia; Muridae. The record is from RefSeq and is a predicted model, not a curated record.
UUGGAGGGCGGGGCCGGGCGCGGAGCUGGAGCAGAGCGCGGCUGCAGGGUGAGCAGCAAGCAGCGGGGAGACACAGCCCUCCGCCCCAGUCAGCCUCCGCGUGUGUUCCCUCUGUCGGGAGAGCGCCAAUGCCCGGGCCGACCCAAACCUUGUCCCCAAAUGGCGAGAACAACAACGACAUCAUCCAGGAUAACGGGACUAUCAUUCCUUUCCGGAAGCACACAGUGCGCGGGGAGCGGUCCUACAGUUGGGGAAUGGCGGUCAAUGUGUAUUCUACCUCGAUAACCCAGGAGACUAUGAGCAGGCAUGACAUCAUUGCAUGGGUUAAUGACAUCGUGUCUCUAAACUACACAAAAGUGGAGCAGCUCUGUUCAGGAGCAGCCUACUGCCAGUUCAUGGACAUGCUGUUCCCGGGCUGUAUUAGUUUGAAGAAAGUAAAAUUCCAAGCAAAGUUGGAGCACGAGUAUAUUCACAACUUCAAACUUCUGCAAGCGUCCUUUAAACGGAUGAAUGUUGAUAAGGUAAUUCCAGUGGAGAAGCUGGUGAAGGGGCGUUUCCAAGACAACCUGGAUUUUAUUCAGUGGUUUAAGAAAUUCUACGAUGCUAACUAUGACGGGAAGGAGUACGAUCCUGUUGAGGCCCGACAAGGGCAAGAUGCGAUUCCUCCCCCUGACCCUGGUGAACAGAUCUUCAACCUGCCCAAGAAGUCACACCAUGCAAACUCCCCCACAGCAGGCGCGGCUAAGUCAAGUCCCGCUUCUAAGCCCGGAUCCACGCCUUCUCGCCCAUCGUCUGCCAAAAGGGCCUCAUCCAGUGGCUCAGCGUCCAGAUCUGACAAAGACUUAGAAACGCAGGUCAUACAGCUCAACGAGCAGGUCCAUUCAUUGAAACUUGCCCUGGAAGGUGUGGAGAAGGAGAGGGAUUUCUACUUCGGGAAAUUGAGAGAAAUCGAGCUACUGUGCCAAGAGCACGGGCAGGAGAACGAUGACCUGGUGCAGCGGCUGAUGGAGGUGCUCUACGCGUCCGACGAGCAGGAGGGCCAAACAGAAGAGCCGGAAGCGGAGGAGCAAGCCCAUGAGCAGCAGCCCCAGCAGCAGGAAGAGUACUGAACCGUCUCCACGGCUCCUGACACGUCCAUCGUACGUGUGUGUGGGGACUUUUCUUCCAGAGAAUUGGAACGUGUGUGGCCUGGAGCGCGGUAGAAACCAGCUGUUCCCAACCUGUUCCCAUCGACAGUGAUCUUGCAUCCGCCAGCCAUCGCUCUUGGUUCCCACUUUCUUUGCCAAGAUGCAUUAGCAGAUGGCCCUUGUGGUCAGCUCCCUGCCAGAUCAUAGGGCCACAAACCUUCAACUUCACCACCUGACUGCUUGAGACUGGUUCAGCUCCUCCCUCAUAACUCUGUCCCACCCCAACACCACCACCAUCACCACCACCACCACCACCACCCCUUUUUAUCCUGGUGUGAAACAAUGGUAAUUUGAUAUAUGGUAUUUAUAUUGGCAUUUUUCAACCCAGUGUCAGUAGAUGUCACGCGCAUUUGUGGUGCUUUGAUGUUUGCGAGUCUAACCUCCUCUCAUAAAUUUGGUCAGAUAAUUAAUUCAUUGGAACAAAGGGAAACAGAUAUUUGAUAUGAAAGCCAUAUGACAGUAGCCUGUGUCAUGGGGAAAACCGUCUCUCCCUCUACUCACAACACUAAAGGGAAACAAAAUGGAUUCAGAGCUAUGACUUCAGGGCCCAGCAGUGUUGAUAGAGCAGCGUACUAGGCAACCACACCGUCGUUAGUUUUCAGACAUCCGCUCACGGACAAAACCAUCUCAGCCUUGCCCUUGCUCCGUGUGCCCCCGCCCCCGCCCCCAGGUUCUCCUGUUGUUUUCUUUCUCAGGGUCCUUUCCUUGUUGGGGGUCCACUCCCCGAAAGAUGUUGUCAUUGGCAGUCUGCAGUUGCAAAGGGGGAGCGUGGUCUCAGAAGGCACGAGGCUUCUGCCUCAUCACUCUUCCUCCUCCUAAGAGCUUCAACCCAAGUCCUCCAAUUCACAUUAAAGAAUCCAUACUACGGGGGGACUCAAGGGUGCAUCCCCUACACGCCAGUGUCAUGUCGGUGCUGGCUGCCCAGGUUGGAAGCAAAGACUUGAUUGAUAGCGCAUGAUUUCAAGGGAGAAGUGGGGCCACACACAGAAACGCCGGUGAGUGUUUCUCACAGGCCACACACACUCUGGUGAGAGGGUACCAGGGAGUCAGGAUCUUCUUCUCCCAAUGCCUCUUGACGGGAAUACUCUGUUCCUCCCGUCGCCUUCUGGAGUGAGGCCUCCACCCUCCCUGACAUCUGCUAAGCCAUGGCAAUUCAUAAACGGGAGACAUUAGUGAAUUGAAGGCAUUCCUUGUUUUUAACUAAUAUUUGCACAUUUUCUUAGUUCCUUCCUCAUGGCCGCCUGUCCUCCCCUUUUGACAGAUGGUAUUCUUUCCUAACUCCCUCCGUUUCGUUUGAUUUUAGCUUUAGGUUUGCUGUCACUGGUCACAUGGCCAGCAAGUGCAGAGAAACAAGAAAAAAGUGUGCCCACCCCACCUUCCACUCUAAAAAAAAAAAUCUCAAAAUAAAUUUCUGAAUUAUGCAUCAUAAAGUUUUGAAAUUUCUUUAUUAAUUGAUGGGAUGCUAACCUUAAAUUCUAGCAUUGACGCUUUGCACCUAGAGAAAGCUUUCCGGAAAUAAACCUUCACAGCAGCGGUGUGUGUAACUGAGGCCCGUGUGGGAAAGAUGGCUUGUAUUUUUGAACUGAUCACAACACACUGUGCAGAAGCAGACAGAUGUUCCAUGGCAUCUGGUUCUCCUUCCUUCUCUCUCCUGCUCACUCAGCCCUACAGUGCAGCGCAUCUCUCUGAGGCUGGAAAGCCCCACCCCUCGCAGUGACGUCCUCCCAAGCCCGGCCGGUAGUGGCUGCUCUCCUCACAGCACCAGGCCUCAAGGCAGGUUGUUCUCCUGAGCCUUUCUUAUUCAUUCGCUUUGGUUUUGCUUUUUUAAUAGCUGUUAUAAAGAGGUACAAUAAGCAGCUACUCACAGACACCUGGGAGGUUCCUGUACCUGCCGGGGACAUCUUAACCACACCCAGGACUGGGGAAUCCAUGACCGCACUCCUGUGAGUGGGUACCGGGGAGUCAGGAUUUUUCUUCUCCCAAUGCCUCUUGCUAGAAACACUCUAUUCCUCUCCACCUCCCUGGACUGCUAAGCUGGAGACCUACUGGCCACAUGUCUGAAAAUAAUUUUCCCUGGCUAGUGUACUCUGUUCUCUUCCCUAGUGGCUCAGGCCAGACUACCAUCCAUUUAGGGAGAAGCCCUACCUCCUUUUCGUGCGCCCAUCUUAAAUAUGUGUGACGCCCUAUGUCCCAGAUGGUGCGAUGGAUGCUUUAGGGACUCCUUCACAGCUGUUUGCACCCCUGCCUCUGGGCACCCUCCACUCAUGGAUGACAGAUCCCAUUCAGUCUUUUAUCUUGGCACUCAGGGCACACAGCCCAGCCACAGAACAUCACAUUGGGUCCAGAGGCAUCCCAACAUGGGUUCCUGCUCCUCCCCUCUCAACAAGUUGAUUAUUUUUUUCCCUCGGUUUCCCCACACCCACUGCUGGCUGGAAGUGCUCCCAUUACCACUGUCAGAUUGGAAGUGACUGAAGCAAGGGAUGAAGAGAGAGAGAGCUCACAUUCUAAGUAGAGAAGCAGGAAAAAAGUGUUCAAAAAACAAACACCCUGUUGAACUGAGAGAAGUAAACUCCAGAAGGGGACCAGGAUUUCCCCCCUUUCCUGGUGAGUGUUUCCAUUAUUCCGUUAAGGUUUAAUAUGCAUUCAGAUUACUUUUACUAAAUAGUACACCAUAAAGCUUUUGUUAUAUAUUAAAUGUAAACUGAAAGGAAUGUAAACAUAUGUAUUGUUAAUUAUAAAUAUCGAUAAGUAAUGGCAUAAUAGAUGAAGAGGUCUUAUUCAGAUGCAUCACGUUCAUUUUGCAUUACCCACCUAUUGUCGCAUGGUAGGAUAGCUUUUUGUCUC